UCCCCUUUUAGGAGCGCAGCGCCUGUUUAGCUGAGCGCAGAGAGGAGGAGCUGCACUAGCGUUCAUUCAGACAGCAGCUCUCUACUCGCACACAGAGAGUAAUGAAGAGCGAGAGGGGGCGUUAAUGCUGAACCUAAGGAGAAAUACUUCAACUUGAAGGAUUUCAUUUUAACGGUGGAAAAAGGAGAAAUGCUUAGGAACGAAGUAAUACAGCGAGAGGAGAGGCUCUGGGAGAAGCUUUUCAAGUAGGUCGGUCCAGCUGGAGAUGGAUUUCAUCACUGAUCCCGAGGAUAAUUCCAGCUUCCAAUAUAAUUUAUCUGGGAUUGUUCAUGCAGAGAUCAGCGAGCCCUAUCACAAUGUGCUCAUGCCAAGCAUCUACGGUGUCAUCUGCUUUGUGGGGAUCAUUGGGAACUGCAUUGUUAUCUACACCAUAGUCAAGAAGACCAAGUUUCGGGCUCAGCAGACGGUGCCUGACAUCUUCAUCUUCAGCCUGUCCAUUGUGGACCUGCUCUUCCUUCUGGGAAUGCCGUUCCUCAUCCACCAGCUGGUGGGAAACGGCUCUUGGUGUUUUGGAGCCACCAUGUGCACCGUCAUCACCGCAUUGGACUCCAACAGCCAGACAGUCAGCACCUACAUCCUGACCGUCAUGACGCUGGACCGAUACUUGGCCACAGUCCACCCCAUCCGCUUUAACCAUGUGCGCACCCCGUGCAUGGCCGUCUCCGUGGUCAGCCUGGUGUGGAUACUCUCCCUGCUCUCCAUUACGCCUGUUUGGAUGUAUGCUGGCCUCAUGCCUCUACGAGAUGGCUCUGUGGGCUGCGCUCUUCUUCUCCCCAACCCGGCCACAGACACCUACUGGUUCACCCUCUACCAGUUUGUGCUGGCUUUCGCCCUGCCUCUGGUGGUCAUCUGCGUGGUCUUCUUCAAGAUCCUCAAGAACAUGGCUGCCACAGUUGCUCCUCUUCCACAACGCAGUCUUCGCGUCCGUACGAGGAAGGUUACCCGAAUGGCGGUGGCUAUCUGCUUGGCUUUCUUCAUCUGUUGGGCCCCGUAUUACAUCUUACAGCUGGCCCAUCUGGGCGUCCAGCGGCCAAGCUUCGCCUUCCUCUAUGCUUAUAACAUUGCCAUUAGCAUGGGAUACGCCAACAGCUGCAUCAACCCACUUCUGUACAUCAUACUUAGCGAGACCUUCAAGAGGCAAUUCAUUGUGGCCAUCCGGCUGGGCCACAGGGACCUACGGGUCGAUCCUGGGAUGGCAGAUGGCAGCGUGAGUCUACGCUUGGCGCCCGAUGGGGCACAGCAGUCCCAGUCCUCCAGAGAGCUCCUGCCCGUCACGGUGGCUGUGCACUGA
This is a messenger RNA of Colossoma macropomum (tambaqui), 1351 nucleotides long. RefSeq names its product melanin-concentrating hormone receptor 1b (gene mchr1b). The transcript is spliced from 3 exons. Bases 266 to 1351 code for a protein of 361 amino acids. Gene Ontology annotation, cellular component: membrane; neuron projection. Gene Ontology annotation, molecular function: melanin-concentrating hormone receptor activity; neuropeptide binding. Lineage: Eukaryota; Metazoa; Chordata; Actinopteri; Characiformes; Serrasalmidae. The record is from RefSeq and is a predicted model, not a curated record. Gene Ontology annotation, biological process: neuropeptide signaling pathway.